GACUCGCUCACCAUAUAUCACCGCGAAGCUGAAUAAUCCGGACUCGAGGGCUCUUAGGUCGAAGGUAUGGCACUGUGCAGUGCGCAUGCGCCAGACUUAUCUGCAUUUUCCUGACGGCUCUGCUAUAUGCUAAAUUCGUAUUACAACUUCCGUGAUAGUUUUUGCUGUGAUAUUUUCAGUUUAUUUUGGAUUAAAUUGUAUCGCAAGGCCUCUAAAUGCUUCCUCGCAGGGCAGGAUUUGGAUAAUUGUUCUCCGAACGUCUGCAAAGACCACUGAUCGGGCCUGAGUGCCGGAGAAGGCCAAAAAUGGUCUUCUUCAACGGUUCAGUGAAAAUUAAGAUCUGCGAGGCGGUGGAUCUAAAACCCACUGACUUCUCGAUGCGGCUGCAGAUGGGUUCCACGAAAGAAAGAGCCUCGCAGAUGAUCGAACCAUACGUGAAUAUAGAUGUAGAUGAAGUGUAUGUGGCCAAGACCACUACCAAACCUAAAAGUGUCAAACCGCAAUGGGUUUGGAACGAGGAUUUUACAUCGGAAGUUCACAACGGACAAAAUGUGAAUUUAACAGUGUUUCACGACGCUGCCAUUCCCCCGGAUGAAUUUGUAGCAAAUUGUACGAUUGCUUUUGAAGAAGUAAAAGGAAAAUCCGAUUUUUGGGUAAUUAAAAACAAAAUGUUUUAUCAUUAGGAUUCUUUUGUCUCCUCGAAUUCGAUCGGUAUUACCUCGAAUCCGAAGAACGGUAGCCAUUUUUCUCUCUCGUCUCGCCUCGGAAUCAGGGCGCUUCAUCCGGACAUUUUCCGAAAAUCAUGCUCUUUUAACAUUGAAUUAUAAUUUUCUGUAUUUAUUUCGCUCUGUCAUAUAAAGCAUUCAAUGUUUAUUUCAUCGCGCAGAAUUGUUACGUAAUUUUUGUUAAUCGUUGAUUAGGGAAUCCGUAGGUUUCCUAAUUGUUUAUUGUGUCUGUUUUAGGUCGACUUGGAACCUAAUGGAAAACUCCACAUUGUUAUUGAGUUAUGCGGCUCCGCAACGGAAGGUAAGAAAAGAUUUAUUUUUUAAAGCAAUUUGCUUUCUUAGCAUAUUAUAUUCUAUUCUUAUUUUUUAAUAAUAUAAAGCCGAUAUUAUUCUCGCGUCAUUACAUUAUUUAAUCCUUGUUGUUGGGUUAUCAUUAAAAAAAAAAAAGGAGGAGACAUUAUUGUCAUUCGAUUUCACACCGGGAGCAUAAUCGCUGUCUUCGGAGAUGGUCGGAACUGAAUGCCAGCAAUGACGUAGUCGCCAGUGAGUUGCUCCUGUAGUAGCGCUCAUCCAGGUUUAUGAUAAUGAGCAACUAAAUCGAAUGUCGGUUUCGGUUUUCUGACAUCGACCACGUCAUGCAUAUUAGUCAACAAAUUAUUUAGCAUAGGAAUAAGCAUGAUUAACUUUACUUUAAAUUGAGUGGGCCUACUGCCUACUACUACUGACUACUGUGCAUACAAAACAAUCGAUAGUGAUAGUAGACAGUAAUUGAUUGUAAAUGCAGAGCUAAACUCAAACUCAAACAAAAAAGUUCAAAACACAACACUAGGUCUUGGCCUAACAAUUUUUCCAAGAAACUGAAUAAUAAUUAAUAGCCAUAGGCUAUUGAUAAUCAUGCAUUAAAUAAUAAUAUAACUAUUGACAACCAAUUGACUAUCAGUUACUACUGAUAAUGAUAGCAAUGAUUUUAUUCUAACUUAGACCAACUUGACUACUUGUAUUUUUGUUUUAAACUUAGUUGGCUUCCAUUUCAAUCAAAAUGACAUUGUUAAAACAUGACAAAAACUAGGUUCAACUAUCACUAGUGUCAGUGUAGCACUUAGCAGGGUGUCAAGACGGGGAUAGGGGGGGGGGGGAUUUAGCUGCUUUCAAUCCGAGUUGGGGGGAUAGCAAUCACCCCUAUUUCACCGCCUUUGAAUUUCUCCAGGUAACUAAACUGAUAUUAUUAAGACGGGGAUAGGGGGGGGGGGAUUUAGCUGCUUUCAAUCAGAGUUGGGGGUAUAGCAAUCACCCCUAUUUCACAGCCUUUGAAUUUCUCCAGGUAACUAAACUGAUAUUAUUAUUGAUUGGAAAGGAAAAAAUACAAGUGUUAGAUAUUUUAUUUUUGGCUGGGGUGGGAGUGUGUUUGUUAGAAGAAAAAUGUUAAGAAGUCAGGAUUUGGCUAUGGAUUGAACUCCCAAACAAUAUUUUUGGAAUAACUAAUUUUUAGAAUGCACAGCCAUCCAACCACCCACAGUAAUUUGAAUUUUAAGAACUAAAACUGAAAUAAAAUUAUAGGCCGACUAAAAUCAUUUUUUGAACAAUAACUGGAUUUGAUAAUUUGAUUUCUGAAAAAUGUGAACACUUAUGAGUAAUUACUGUUUUUUAACAGUCACCAAUGUUCUAGCAGCUUUUUUUAACUUUUAAUUUUAAUAUUACUAAUAAUCAUAGUGAACUCUGUGGUCGAAUUAAAUAUCAAUACAAUGACCAACAUAAGUUACUGAGGUUUAGAUGGGGGUUUAGAUGCCCCUGGCAAUUAGCAACAUAAAUAGUAAUACUAUCUGUGAUAUAUUCUAUCUAGGCAAUUAUAAUGUUAAUUAAUAAUGCUAACUAACAACUACUGUUCCACUAAAAUUAGGGACCCAAGCAAAUGCCUCAAGAAAGGGCUACAAAAAUUAAAUUGUCUUCUUUACAAUCAGUGGGCCUACAUUCUAAGACAGGGGUGGCCAAACUCCACGUCAAACAUUGUGGCCUGCUGAUGCCUGUUUUAUCACAAAUAAAUUUAUUCUUCUUCGCUCUUCAUUCAACGGAUAUUUGAUUUGAAAAAAUUAAGUGAGAGAAAAGAAAAAAUGGUGUCACAUUUGUUGAGUUUUAUUUUGGUUUUUUAUUUAGCAUUUCAUUUUUGCAGCCAUUAGCGGGUGUUUAUUUUAAUAUGAGGUGUAAUGGCAUGCGGCCCGCUAACAGUAACUCGUUAUCAAAGCGGCCAGCGAACAGUAACUCAUUUCAAAGCGGCCAGCGAAGCCCUUUGGGUUGGCCACCCCUGUUCUGGGACAUACUCGUAUUUAUAAUUAAUUAUAAAAUUAUUCUAGUCAGGGCUUGAUGAAAUACAUUUGUCCUUUUUAAAAAAAUUAAAGUAUUUUAAGCUAAGUCUAUAAAAAAUGGUAAUCUAGUAAGGUCAAUCAAGUAUAAACAAUGCUUUAUGACUAUAUAAGUAUUGAAUAUCUAUUCUGAAAGUGACACUGAUAUGGUCUAAAAAGUAAGAAUUAUUUUCUUAAAUCAAUAUGGGGAUAUUUAUUAAAAGAAUAUAAAAUUGAAAUACUCUUUAAAAAAACUUCCAUGAGGGUAAAAAGGGGUGGGGGGGGGGGCGUCUUCCACGCUUACUCUUAUGCAAACUACAUUCAUACAUAUGCUUAUAAAAUGCACAGAGAUUUCCAUAUAAUCUGGCCACUUCGGGACCAGGUCAUUUUUUUCCCUAGUUGUGGCACAUCCAAAUUAUGGUUCAUGAAAAUUACAAAAAUUAAACCUUAGCAAAUAAAAAAAACAUUUCAGUCUAUUAAUAAAAUAAUUGUGUACUGAAACACAUGAUACGGUGGAAUGUAACUUAUAUUAGCCAUUUAUUAAGUGUAGUCUGCCACUGUCACUUGCAUGACUGCCACUGUCACUUGCAUGACUGCCACCAGGAAAACAAUUUUCAUAAAGAUCACUUCUUUCCUGAACUCAGGCCACAAUCUAGGAAUGUUUUAAUUGCCACCUGCAAAUAAUUAUUUUGUCACUUUUGAGUUUUACAAAACAACAAUGUAUGCAAAUCUAUGCAUACAAACAUUGUCUGUUACUUACUUUUCAAACACAACAAUGUAUAACAUUGUUUUUUACUACUUGUCUCACAAAUUAUUUGCAAUGUUUUAGAUUGUUUAAGUAAAUUUAAGAUGGCUCUACUUGUAAAAAAGGGGUUGUGUCAUUUAAUGUACAAAGAGCAAAUAUCAUUAAAACAACCCAUGCUGAAAAGAUGUAGAGGGUGCAAUAUAGAGAGACAAGGCAUUGACAUGGUGACCUGUUGAGAUAUGGUUUAUCAUAUAUAUAUAUAUAAAAGUGAAAGUUUGUUUGCUUGUGGAUUUGUUCCACAUACGUUUUUACAUGGAUUGAUGGAUCGUGAACAAAUUUGGCACAUAUAUCCAUAAGUAUCCGGAAGGAACUCUUAAGGGGGUUUUGAACUUUUUAUAACAUUCCGUUUGGGGCCAGGGGCCCAAAAUUCGUUUUUUUUCGUUAUAUGAGCUAUAUAAAUAAAAUUAACAACAAAUACUCCUACAUGAGUGGAUGGAUCUUGACCAAACUUAGUACACAUACACUUUAUUAUCCAUAUUAAAACACCGAGGGGUACUGAACUCAUGAUAUCAAUUCCUCUGGGGCCGGGGCCCCAUUUCAUUUUUUCUUAUAUAAGCCAUACAAAUAUCAAUAGGCUUAGAGAACACAAUAGUUUCUAUGUGAAUUGAUGGAUAUAGGCCAGGUUAAAAUUGGAAAAGAGGUGAAACAGGAUCCCAUAGAGAAUGGAUGUCCUAAUGGGGUCGGUAGCCCUUGUUUGACAUGAGAUCAUGCCUCAUGGUUGUUUGACAUGAGAUCAUGCCUCAUGGUUGUUUGACAUGAGAUCAUGCCUCAUGGUUGUUUGACAUGAGAUCAUGCCUCAUGGUUGUUUGACACAGAGAUCAUGCCUCAUGGUUGUUUGACAUAGAGAUCAUGCCUCAUGGUUGUUUGACAUAGAGAUCAUUCCUCAUGGUUGUUUGACAUAGAGAUCAUGCCUCAUGGUUGUUUGACAUAGAGAUCAUGCCUCAUGGUUGUUUGACAAAGAGAUCAUUCCUCAUGGUUGUUUGACAUAGAGAUCAUUCCUCAUGGUUGUUUGACAUAGAGAUCAUUCCUCAUGGUUGUUUGACAUAGAGAUCAUGCCUCAUGGUUGUUUGACAUAGAGAUCAUUCCUCAUGGUUGUUUGACAUAGAGAUCAUGCCUCAUGGUUGUUUGACAUAGAGAUCAUGCCUCAUGGUUGUUUGACAGUUGUUUGACAUAGAGAUCAUGCCUCAUGGUUGUUUGACAUAGAGAUCAUUCCUCAUGGUUGUUUGACAUAGAGAUCAUGCCUCAUGGUUGUUUGACAUAGAGAUCAUGCCUCAUGGUUGUUUGACAUAGAGAUCAUUCCUCAUGGUUGUUUGACAUAGAGAUCAUGCCUCAUGGUUGUUUGACAUAGAGAUCAUUCCUCAUGGUUGUUUAACAUAGAGAUCAUGCCUCAUGGUUGUUUGACAUAGAGAUCAUGCCUCAUGGUUGUUUGUCAUGAGAUGAUGCCUCAUGGUUGUUUGACAUAGAGAUCAUUCCUCAUGGUUGUUUGACAUAGCGAUCAUGCCUCAUGGUUGUUUGACAUAGAGUCGUAGUGACAUGACAGUCAUAGAAUUACAUUUGAGUUGUUUUUUGUUCUUAACAUCAAUAAGUUAAUUUUAAAUGUAUUAGUAACAAAAGUAUUAUUGUUUGUAAAAAUUGUGAAUAUUUAAAAUAUUUGUAAGUACAUUUUAUUUGAGUGAGUUGGCAACCCUGGCUGGAUUGUGAUAAAGCUGAGCUAUGUUAAAGACACACUUUUUUAAAAAAUAAACACUAUUUAUAGCCUUGAAGAAAGACUUUGAUCAAAAGACAAUAGAAAUUAAAAUUAAAGCCCUAAAAAACAAAGUUUUACUUAUAAAUCCUUCAUGUGCACUUUUGUUGGCAUGUGUCUAAUUGUACGUCAUUGAUCAUUUAUUAAGAAGCAGUCAUGUUAUUGGGUAAACUUUUGUUGAAAACAAGUUCAUAUUUCCUUUAUUUUUCCCUUAAAAAUAAAAAAUACAUUUUAUUAUACUAAAUACCCAAAAAUGUCACAAAUAAAAAAACAAUUAGCAACAGCUACAAAAUUAAUCUCCACAACAAAAUACGCAACCAUUGAACAAAUCAUAUAUCAUUCAUCUUCCCCUUAGAAAAACAUGAAAAAAACGGUUUUUGGGGGUGGGGCUCAAAAUUUAAUAGAAUGUGUUAUCAUCGGCAAGGAGUCUAUGGGCCAAGUUUCAGCUCAGUAAGGUGACAGGAAGUGGGUCAAUUAGCCUUCCAAAAAUUUUGCCACAAACCCAGAAAGAAACACACACACACACACAUACACAAAAGCAAAGUUAUUAUAAAGGGUUUGUUUCUGCCACAUGCCUUUUAUCUGUAAAACAAAAACAAAAUUUGCAUGAAUUUAAAUUACAUUUAACUUAAUGCAUACCAACCAUACACUUAGAAAAAGUAGCAAUGGAUAAAAAGAAAAAGAACAUUUUAAGUGGCACACAAGGGCAGAAUUAAAUUUAAUAGUUUUUAAAAAAUAUGGUUUUUAUAUAAUAAAGAAUAGUAUAUAAAUAAUAUUUUUUUUAACAAUAGAAAUAAAAUAAAGAAUGGAAUGCAAUAAAAUAAAAUUUUAAACUAGAAUAUAUGACUCGAUUUUACUGGGAUAAUAAUGGUAGGCAUCUUGCAGUAUUUUAUACCUGCUAUAGCGAAGUCUCAACAUCUAAAAAUCAAAUUUUUACAUAUAUAAUUGAGAGGGGGGGGGGUUUAUAUCCUUUAAAAAAAAAAGACAAAGUACGACAAUAUUCUACGCCCUUGAAAUGUAUAAAUAGAAAUAAUUAAUCAAAUUUCCCGUAUUUUUAAAAGAAGUAUAUAUGUAUUGAUUUUUACAAUUCUUACAUCAUUUAGUUUUUAGAAAUAAUUAUCUGCUAUUAUAUAGGCUUCCCCAACGCUUUUUGGGCCCCUGAACAACAAAUAAAUUGUAAAAAUUCUAAAAAUCAUGUCCUUAUAUUAACAUUAAAAUGUAAAGACCAUUUUAAAUAUCUUAAAUAUUAACGUAACUUGAUUUGUUGGUAAUCUUCAUUUAAAAUUCAACCAAACUUUUGCCUCAAUUGUACUAUUUUUCUGUCAGAAAAUACACUCCUCCAUUUUUACGUGUAUGUUGUGCUGCCUGGGGAAAAAAUUUUAUGAAUCCAUCAAUGGGAUAUAACUCCCAACGUAGGCAAUGGCACAUUUUUUGCAUGCCCCUGAAUUAUAUUAAUAAUAUAAUGUUCCUCACCUUUUUACCACAAUUUGUUUUGGUGUUUUUUUUUUUAUAUAGUUCAAUGCAUUCUGGAUGUUUGGAUAUUUGGAUGUUUGGAUAUUAUGUUUUUUAUUUUAACAUUAAAAUCUAUACCAAAGUUCAAAUUUGUAACGAAAUUGUGUUUUGUGAGAUUGGCUUGGUAUCAAAAUGAAACAAUUUCAAUUUCAUAUGGUUUGUUCUUAUUUAUUUGAGGGAUAAGUGAGUUAGUGAGUGAUAUUUGGCAAUGACUUUGCAUUGCACUUAAAGACUUGAACGUCAUUUUCUUAUGCAAAAUUUGCAAAACCUAAACAUACGUUUUUUUUAAACAUAUAAAUUUGAUAACUGCAAACUUUUGGAAUAAAAAAUAAUUAAACUUCUUAAAUGUUAAAGAUACAAAGCUAAAUUUUGGUGUUGUGUAUUAACAAUUUAAAAAUCAAUCAGUUAUAAUUAUUAUGAAAAUGCAGGGGUGGGGGGAUAUUCUCAGUUUUGUGACAAAUGGUGCAAUUAAUGGAAAAUUAAAGCUUGGUAUUUGCGGAUCUAAAUUAAUUCCUUAUAAGAUUAUGUAUUCUAAUUUUUUCAUUGUGUUCAAACGAAAAUAUUAAUUUAUCGUUCUAAUAAUUUUGUCAAUUAACAUCAAUUUACAUUUAAUUUUGCAAUAUUAACAAUGCAACAAUAAACAACAGAUUCUCAGGUUUUCCAGAUAAAUGUGAUUGCAAAUUAAUAAAAGUAAUGCAUAGAUGAAUAUUUAUUGAUAAUAAAAAGAAUAUCUACACUCUUACAUUCUGAUAAAAAUAUUCUAAAUAGUUUUUUAAUUGUUAAAUUAAAUGUAUUUCUAAUUUAUAAAAAUAAUAUUUAAACACCACAUACUUAAAUAUAAGCCCAUAUUUUUAAUGCAUUUAAAUUGAUUUGAUUUUCGUAAAAAUUUGAAAAUCCCUAUCAUUGCUUUUUAAACAUCAGAGAGCAUCUACAUUGAUUUGUUUUGUUAGUGUUACAUGAUCACUUAAGCUCCUUUUCAUAGAUCUGGGAUGAUGUCUCAUGAUUGUAUAAUAUACUUAUAUCUGGGAUGAUGUCUCAUGAUUGUAUAAUAUACAUAUAUCUGGGAUGAUGUCUCAUGAUUGUAUAAUAUACAUAUAUCUGGGAUGAUGUCUCAUGAUUGUAUAGUAUACAUACAUCUGGGAUGAUGUCUCAUGAUUGUAUAAUAUACAUAUAUCUGGGAUGAUGUCUCAUGAUUGUAUAAUAUACAUACAUCUGGGAUGAUGUCUCAUGAUUGUAUAAUAUACAUAUAUCUGGGAUGAUGUCUCAUGAUUGUAUAAUAUACAUAUAUCUGGGAUGAUGUCUCAUGAUUGUAUAAUAGAGAGUCAUAAAAACAAGUCAUUAACUUACAUUUUAAUUUUAAAAAACGAAAAACAAAAAAAUAAUUUUAAUUUUCUUAUAAUAAUUGCUUUUAGAAAAAAUUGUAUUACCUUUUCGUUACACUUAUGUUUUUGCAUUUAAAUAAACAUUUUUUUUUUCAAUCCUAUAAGCUCCUUAACUUAUUUACCUAUAGUUGUUUAUGAAUAUGAAUAUUUCAGCGGCCGAGUCCACACCUAAAGAAAAAGUGUUCAAAGAAAAAGAAGGCAUGCUUAACCGGCGGCGCGGUGCCAUGCGAAGGCGUGUGCACCAGGUCAACGGACACAAGUUCAUGGCCAUGUUUUUCAGACAACCUACGUUCUGCUCACUCUGUCGGGACUUUAUAUGGUAAGGGAAUUUUUUUAUUGUUGAUUUUUCUAAACUUUAUUUUCAUGUCAUGAAAAUUAUUUACAGAAUAAUUAACAUUUGAGUGAGUGAAUAGUGAGUGAGUGAAUGAGUAGUGAGUGAGGAGUGAGUAGUGAGUGAAUGAGUAGUGAGUGAGGAGUGAGUGAGUCUAGUAGAACUAAACAAAAUUCCAUUUAAAAUCAUGGUUAUUUUCAUUUAAUUACUUUGGAUUAUGAUUAUUUUUUUUUAAAUGACUAAAAUCAUGAUUGAUUCAGUCGAAUAAUUGAAAUAUGAUUCCUUAUUUUUAGGGGUCUUGGCAAACAGGGAUACCAGUGUCAAGGUUAGUAAACCUUUACCUACUUUCAACCAUUGAGAAAUAAUUCAGUUUUAAUACCUUAUGUGUAAUGUGCAUGAUUAAAAUACAUAUAAUAUUUAAAAUCAGUGACCUAAAUUGAAAUAGUACUUUUAUUAGAAACCUUUGCACCUCUAGGUUAAGCUCUAGUGGUUUGAGACUGUUUACCUCUAGGUUAAGCUAAAGUGGUUUGAGACUGUUUACCUCCAGGUUAAGCUAAAGUGGUUUGAGACUGUUUACCUCCAGGUUAAGCUAAAGUGGUUUGAGACUGUUUACCUCUAGGUUAAGCUAAAGUGGCUUGAGACUGUUUACCUCCAGGUUAAGCUAAAGUGGUUUGAGACUGUUUACCACUAGGUUAAGCUAAAGUGGUUUGAGACUGUUUACCUCCACGUUAAGCUAAAGUGGUUGAGACUGUUUACCUCCAGGUUAAGCUAAAGUGGUUUGAGACUGUUUACCUCCACGUUAAGCUAAAGUGGUUUGAGACUGUUUACCUCCAGGUUAAGCUAAAGUGGUUUGAGAUUGUUUUUAACAACAUUGUUAACAAUGACGUGACCUUGACCCUUUCCAACAGUAUGCACAUGUGUGGUCCACAAAAGAUGUCAUCAGCACAUAGUCACAAAAUGUCCAGGCUCAAGGGAUGUCUCUAAUGAUGAGGUGAGUCCAUCUAUUCUUAUAAAAACAUCGUUGCCAUUGGUCUCAUAAGAGUUUGUCAUCCUGGAAGCUUCAAUAAAAGCUUUUUGGCACAAGCCCUGAUACACAGGAGCAAGCAUUAAAAAAAUCACCCUCUUGGUCGUUUUAAGUACACAAACAUUCAAUGCAGAAAAAGGCCAACUGGGGCAGUUGCUGGCAAGCCAGAAAAGCCCAUACUACCAAGGUUCCUGGGUUUUCCUGUUCUGCCUGUUCUUUAUGUCCAAUGCUAUGAAUUGCCUCAUCUACGCACCUGCACAUGAAACCAGGCCAACCAACCCUCUAAUGGCUAGAAUGGUCCUGGUUGAUAACUAGAAUGGUCCUGUUUGAUGACUAGAAUGGUCCUGGUUGAUGACUUGAAUGGUCCUGGUUGAUGACUUGAAUGGUCCUGGUUGAUGGCUAGAAUGGUCCUGGUUGAUGACUUGAAUGGUCCUGGUUGAUGGCUAGAAUGGUCCUGGUUGAAGACUUGAAUAGUCCUGGUUGAUGGCUAGAAUGGUCCUGGUUGAAGACUUGAAUGGUCCUGGUUGAAGACUUGAAUGGUCCUGGUUGAUGACUUGAAUUGUCCUGGUUGAUGGCUAGAAUGGUCCUGGUUGAAGACUAGAAUGGUCCUGGUUGAUGACUUGAAUGGUCCUGGUUGAUGGCUAGAAUGGUCCUGGUUGAAGACUUGAAUGGUCCUGGUUGAUGACUUGAAUGGUCCUGGUUGAUGGCUAGAAUGGACCUUGUUGAUGACUUGAAUGGUCCUGGUUGAUGGCUAGAGUGUUUCUGGUUGAUGAGUCAAUGAACAUACAAUUGUGAUAUUUGACCCUUCAGCAUUUUGGGUAAUUUUAUGUCAAAUCAUUUCUCUGUUAUCUAUUGUUGAAUUAUGCAAUUAUUGUUUAUUGGACAGCUACCUUUAAACAAUUAAUUUCUUGUGUAUCUGCAGGUGACAGGAACACGGUUCAACAUUAAUGUCCCCCACAGAUUUAACGUGCACAAUUACAGGAGGCCAACAUUCUGUGAUCAUUGUGGCUCACUCUUGUACGGACUGGUCAGACAAGGAUUGCAAUGCGAUGGUUAGUUAAACAUUGUCUGUUAUUAUUUUAAUGAUAUAUUUGUACAUGGACACCCAUUGGCAUCAGCUGUCACAUUGACACCCAUUGGCAUCAGAUGUCACAUUGACACCCAUUGGCAUCAGCUGUCACAUUGAUACCUAUUGGCAUCAGCUGUAUUUUAGCAUGUACUGAAAAUAAUAAAUCACAUGAAUUUCUUUCAAAUGUUUAACAAAUCUUUAUUUAUUUAUAGCCAUACAUUGGCCAAGACCUUUUUAUAUUACUUCAUUCCUGAUAUGGAUCAAGUUUAAAGUGUUACGUACACACUGAUAGGGAUCAAGUUUAAAGUGUUACGUACACACUGAUAGGGAUCAAGUUUAAAGUGUUACGUACACACUGAUAGGGAUCAAGUUUAAAGUGUUACGUACACACUGAUAGGGAUCAAGUUUAAAGUGUUACGUACACACUNUUUAAAGUUUUACUUUUAAAGUAUUUUUUUUUUUUUCUUUUUUUUUUUUUUACAUGUUAAAAAAAUUAUUCUGUACAAAUGUUGUGAAAAUUGUCUACUCUACACAACAGAAAAUAAAACUUAUUUCUUCCAGCUAUCAAAUUACUUCUGGCUGGUGGAAAUAAAACUUAAUUCUUCCAGCUAUCAGAUUUGUUCUGGCCUGUGGAAAUAAAACUUAAUUCUUCCCGUUCUCAGAUUUGUUUUCGCUGGUGGAAAUAAAACUUAAUUCUUCCAGCUAUCAGAUUUUUUCUGGCCUGUGAAAAUAAAACUUAAUUCUUCCAGCUAUCAGAUUUGUUCUGGCCUGUGGAAAUAAAACUUAAUUUUUCCAGCUAUCAGAUUUGUUCUGGCUUGUGGAAAUAAAACUUAAUUCUUCCAGCUAUCAGAUUUGUUCUGGCCUGUGGAAAUAAAACUUAAUUCUUCCAGCUAUCAGAUUUGUUCUGGCUUGUGGAAAUAAAACUUAAUUUUUCCAGCUCUCAGAUUUGUUCUGGCUUGUGGAAAUAAAACUUAAUUUUUCCAGCUCUCAGAUUUGUUUUCGCUGGUGGAAAUAAAACUUAAUUCUUCCAGCUAUCAGAUUUGUUCUGGCUUGUGGAAAUAAAACUUAAUUUUUCCAGCUCUCAGAUUUGUUCUGGCUUGUGGAAAUAAAUUUUGUUGUCUUUCACAAAAUGUAUAAUUUAAAGAAUAUUUUACUAAUUGACUUUCAGUAUGUAAGAUGAACAUCCACAAACGUUGUCAGAAAAAUGUGGCCAACAACUGUGGUACCAACACAAGGGAUAUGGCUCAGAUCUUAUCGGAGAUGGGCAUUUCGGGCGACAAGCUCCGGCCCAAACCCCCUAAAAAGGUUCGUUCUUUAUUAGGAAAAGAAAAUUUCAUUGAAAAAUUCUUUCUUUUUAAAUAUUAUACAGAAGUUAAUGAUUUCAAUAGUUGAUUUUAAGAUCACCAUCAACUGUUUAAUCACUAAUUUAGAUAACCAACCAUUUUUACAAAACUUUACUGAAACCAGAGAUAAUAAAAAUUAAUUUCUUUCAAUAAUUUUUGGCCAGUUGGAAAAAUUAAAGAUUAACCCAAUGUGCAUUGAAGCAAUAUUUAUGGUUAAUAUUUAUAUUUAAUAUUUUGUAAUUUCAGUUUGUGACUAUGAUAUUUGCAUACAAAAUUAUUUUACUCUCUUGUAAACCCAUGAGCUAAUAAUUGCCUAUUUCUUCUUUAAAAAAAAUAUAUUUUCAGAUGUCAAUAAGUGAGUCCCCAAAUAAAAAUACCCCCAUGCAUGAGAGAUCAUUUUCGUCCCCCAUACCUGUGAUACAAGGUGAGUGAGUGAUGGAGAGAAUGCAUGAUGCCCACCCUCAAGAAACUUGGUGAAAUUCUGCUUGGCUUGUUGUCACAUGGACCCAGUUUCAAGCACUGGUCAUCUUUUGUUAUGAUGAGGUGCACUGGAGCCACUGUUGCCUAAUGCUUGGACAUAUUGCAAUUUCCCCGAGACGCUAAUCGCUAGCAGGAUGCCUAAUGCUUCUAAUAGGUUGAAGACUUACUUAACAAAAAAGCCCCCCAAAAAAUAUAAAUAAUAAUGCUUUCUCAAUAUAAUCAACACAAUAACCACAAGUAUUCUUGGUGCCUACAUUUUUAACCACUUCCCUCAUUCAGUUAUUGGCACUUACAUUGAAAAGCUUCAACAUGUAUUCCUAAAUAUUCACGAAGUAUACUCACAUUGAAAAGCUUCAACGUGUAUUCCUAAAUAUUAACUUUUUAGAUUCUAUAAUCUAUAAUUAAACGUACUGCGUAUCAAACUUAAUGCCUAUAGUAAUUUUAAAAUAUAGGCCCUGUCCUGUCUACGGUCAAACAUCUUUUCUGUUUGUUAGUCUUAAUUUGAAAUUGUUGACACAAUUCAACAAUUGUAUAUGAUAAUCCUUGACAUGCGGAACUAUUAUGAAACAGGGAUUACUUAAAUUAUUUAUUUAACCUUUCAGUCACUUUAAGAAUGAAAUUGAGAAGCACAAGUUGAGAAUCAUUCGGGACAGGAGCCAAAUCUUGCAGUUUUUAUUAAUAGAAUUUAAUGGUAUCUCAAACCUUUCAUCUUAAAAAAAGAAUAAUUCAUUGAGUCCUGCUGUUUUGUACAUUGGUAAGAAUUAUCUUUCAUCAACUGUUCAAUCUUUGCCGAGCUUUCCUUUUAAAACAGUAUGUACAAAAGGUUUUUAAAACAUUAAAAAUCCUGGCAUGUCUGUGUCAACCUUAUUACAAAAAUGGCCAAAAAAAACCCCACCCUCACACACUUGAAUUUCCUGGCUAUUCUUUGCUUACCCUACACAGUUAUCACUUUGUCCUUGCUGUGUCUCUGUCACAAUAGCCUUCCACUCACUGUGUUAGUUUGUCAACACAUUGUACACCAGGAGGUUUUUUUUUUUACAUUGGUCAAUAUUCAAGCAUAAACAGAUUCUUAUCAUGGUCGAUUUUACAGCUUUUUAAUUAUACAAAGUCUAACUAUCUGUUAAUUAGUUAAAAUGGAAGUGAAAUAAUGAACCUUUAAUAUAUUUCAUAAUGGGAUACAGAUUUUUAUAUUGGGUCCCCCCGUGAUUCUAAAUCAUGCUUAAUUAAACAAAGCAUUGAUAGCCUUGUUGAAAAUAGUUCAUCUUCAUAACAGAUCAGUUUCUUUCUUCUUUUGUUUGGUCAGUAUUGACUUGUUACAAUUUGCCCUAGGCAUCACUAAUGUGAUCAAAACAAUUCAGUGCAUAAUACAAGCUGGUACUUACCUUUCCUGAGACUAAAUAAAUACUUGUUUAAAAGCUGCACAAUUUCUACCCUGAUCCACAAUGGGCACCUACUACCUCAUAAAAGGUAAAUACAGUCAAGUUAUCCUUUUUUUGUAAGGCCCUUUAAAAAGGCCAGGUGUAAAAUUGCCAACCAUUAAUUCUGGCUUUAUCUACAAAGAAACACAAAUUGAUGAACUUUUGCCAAGAGUUUGUUGAAGCAAUUAGUUAAUUUUAGACUUGUACUUUCCUUGAAUUAGGGGCUUUGUAGAAUAACUUUUUUUGGAGUUGUUUUUACCCCCCCCCCCCCCCCUUUAAAGUUCCUUAACGACACUUGGAAUGCCAAGUUACUAAUCCUUUAAACAAGUGAGUGGUGAGGCAGUUUGAAGUGUGUGUGCGAGUGACCACCAGAUUUCCAAGAAACCCAUUAUCAUCAAGCUUAAAUAAGAAAUAUCAUAUGUUGGGACCGAUGAUCUGUUGGAUCAUGUUGGGAUUAGGAUCACGAGCUGUUGGUUUGAACUGUAUGAUAAAAGACACAAGUAUGUAAUGAUAUAUAUUCAUUUUAACACCCAUGUGUGUGCAUGAGAAGCCCCCUGUCUACAUUUAUUUUAUUUAUUUAUCUCAUUUACCAUUAUUUAUGUUUGUAAUUUGCCUUGUAUUUAAAUUUAACACCUUUUGAUGCCUCGAGGGCACCUUGUAUUGACAGUUUGUAUAGACAGCUUGUAUUGACAGUUUGUAUAGACAGCUUGUAUUGACAGUUUGUAUAGACAGCUUGUAUAGACAGCUUGUAUUGACAGGUUGUAUUGACAGUUUGUAUAGACAGCUUGUAUCGACAAUUUGUAGUAUCAGUGAAACAAUUACAGUAAGAUUUAAACAUUUAUUGUUUAGUACUUUAGUUGGCAGAAAAAAAAACAAGAUUCACUCAUUUCUUUUAAAUUAAAAAAAAAUUAAUUUCUAUGACAACCACAUAGUAUAAAUUAAGGACAACAUUUAAGCUGUCCUUUUCGUAAUAUCUGUGUUAUAAAAGUGAUGUUAAAAAAAUAUAUAAUUAAAUAUUUCAUGUUUAGCUUAGGUAAGAUAAACUGAUUUGAUAGAAUCUGUCCCGGCUGUUAAUGGUUUUAAUGAAGGAUGUAGAUAUAUUUUCAAACAUUAAAUUUUAGAUCCAGAUGAACCAAAUUCUGGAGAAGAAGGAGUUAUUGGCAAUACGAGUAACGAGCAUCCGGGUUCAAGGACACGUAGUCCUUCUGGGGACAGGUCUCGUUCUCACCAUAGCCGCAUCAGUCUAAAUGACUUUAACUUUAUCAAAGUUUUAGGAAAAGGCAGUUUUGGAAAGGUGAGAUUAUGUAUGCAUAUCUUGGAAAGGUGAGAUUAUGUAUGCAUAUCUAGAAUCUUUUAUUGUAUUUUUUUUUUGUAUCAAAUGGUUGAAAAGGUAGAUGUACUGUAAACAGAUUUAUAUUAAAUUUCUUGUUAUAUGUUUCUAGUAAUUGAUAACUAUCUGUAAAAUACAUUGGCUCAUAUUGAAUAAUGACAAACAUUUGCUGUGACACUAUUCUAGUAAAGUCAUCUUCUGAAAUCAGUCAUUUAUAACUACCAGCAAAGCUCCACAAUCUUUAUUAUAAAAUUUCAAGACAUCAUAUCCUUGAUGAAUGACAAUUCACUUUGUUAUAUUGUGGGUGGAACUCGUCCCUCUCCCCCAUAGACAGCGAUGAGGCCAUGACAGGCAAUUCAGGCUCAUACCAGCAAGAAGCCAGUAUAGGAGCUGCUCAUUCCUGCCCAAGACAAUCGGGGACUGGAACAAACUUUCAAAAGGAACGGUUGAGGCGACAACAAGCCUCAAGCCUUCAAACCCCUAGUGCAUGAUUCCCUCACGAAAUGGCACUGAAAAUCAAUGAAAUUUCCUCAUCAACACCAGGAACAGAAACAUUGCAAAUCCCAUCUGCAUGCAUAGGAGCCAAAAUGAUCAAUAAAUUGAUAGUGGGCCCUUAAGAUAUAGAAGCAGAAGAAGAUGAAUGACAAUUCAUUUUGUUAUAUUGUAGAUGGAUGAAUGACAAUUCAUUUUGUUAUAUUGCAGGUGGAUGAAUGACAAUUCAUUUUGUUAUAUUGCAGGUGGAUGAAUGACAAUUCAUUUUGUUAUAUUGCAGGUGAUGUUGGCAGAAAAAAAAGGUACAGAUGAGGUAUACGCUAUAAAAGUUUUAAAGAAGGAUGUAAUCAUACAGGACGAUGAUGUAGAAUGUACGAUGACAGAGAAGAGGAUACUUGCUCUUUCAGCUAAACACCCUUUCCUUACAGCGUUACACUCAUCUUUCCAAACAAAGGCAAGGCAUUCUUGUAGUCUUGUAAUGCAAGACAGUUUUUAAGUUUUCACUUUAAUGAUAAUACUAAAUCUGAUGUAUACGAUCAAAUGAGAUUCUUUAAUUGAUUUUAACAAAUUGAUUACAGAUUCAUUCAUAUAUUAUUUAUCUAAAAUUAAACUCAAACACAAACCGCUGAUCAUUGAUACAAUUUAAAAGGACAGACAACUCAGUUAUGAUAAAACUGGCUAAAAUGUUUCCCCAAAGUUUUGAUUUUUGUUAUUAGUUCUUAGCAUUAAGAAAUCUGUUGGUGAUUUUUUUUUUUUUUGCAAUGAAGAAAGUAAAUGAGAUAAUUUUCCUGUUUCUGAUCAUUAUGAAUUUAUAUUCAAUGAAUUUAUAUUCGAUCCACUAAAAAUGCUUAUCACCCAUUAUACCAAAUACUAAUUUCACUCAUUGUCAUUGGUCUGCAGGAACGAUUAUUUUUUGUUAUGGAGUAUGUAAAUGGUGGAGAUCUCAUGUUUCAAAUUCAGAGGGCGCGAAAAUUUGAUGAACCUCGGGCGAGGUUUUAUGCAGCUGAGGUGACAUUAGCGCUAAUGUUCCUGCAUAGGCAUGGCAUUAUAUACAGGUAUGUCUUUUUUUUUACAUUGGUUCUGUCAAUUAGGCUUAAGAUUUUGUGCCUGUUAAUGUGAUAAAAUCUUUAUGCAUUCAGUGUAUAUUACUGUAGUUUGUCUCCUUGCAAUGAACAGUUAUAUCCAAUUUACUAUGUUUGUAUCAAAAUCUGGAAAUAUUUCUCUUAUCUGUCAUGUCUUUUUCUUAAUGGAAACAUUUUUUAUGUGUUUGCCUAUAUUUUAAAAAUUUGAAACUUCCUGAAAUCUCGAGCAGAGCAUUACAAUUAUUAUUCUCUGCUGUUAAGUCAAUGAUGUUUCAGGAUUAACUAGACGUUUUCAGGAUUAACUAUACAUUUUCAGGAUUAACUAGAUGUUUUCAGGAUUAACUAGACGUUUUCAGGAUUAACUAGACGUUUUCAGGAUUAACUAGACGUUUUCAGGAUUAACUAGACGCUUUCAGGAUUAACUUUAGAUAUAUUUGGGGUGUUGUUGAAUUCAUGAAAUUCAACAUGAGAAAUUCAACAUGAGAAAUUCAACAUGAGCAAUUCAACAUUACCAAUCAAUACCCAAACUUUGUGCAUCUGUGAUAUACUUUGAGAUUUCAGUUUCUUCAGGAUUUCUUUGUUGUAAAAUGAAUGCUUUAACACAAACUUGUAUUAUUAAACACAGUCUAAGAGUGGAACUUUUCUCAUUAAUGAUUGUGAAAUCCAUUUCAGAGAUCUAAAAUUAGACAACAUAUUAUUAGAUGCUGAGGGUCACUGUAAAAUAGCUGACUUUGGGAUGUGCAAGGAGGGAAUGACAGAGGGCAAACUCACACAAACAUUUUGUGGGACACCAGAUUAUAUAGCACCUGAGGUAAUCAUGGCAUCAUUUUAUCAUCAUGGGAUUAUUUUAUAAUCUUGGGAUUAUUUCAUUUAUGAGUUACCGGUAUAUAUUAUUUUGAUUUUUUAAAAAUAUCUGUACUUACAACAGUCUUGUAAAUUACUGUACUUACUACAGUCUUGUAAAUUAAUGUACUUACAGUGCAGUCCUGUUAAUUACUGUAUUUACAAUUGUCUUGUAAAUUUUUUUACCAUAAAUCCAUGAACUUAAAACUUUUGUGCAUUAUUCAGUUCUUAAUUGCUAUUUAUUAUAAAUACCUAAAGAGAAUCUAUGAGGACUAAUUAUUUUUCAGAUAGAUCUUUUUUUAUUUAGAGCAAAGGAGGAUUGUCUGGAUUUUUACUUAUUUUGUAUUUAGUGUCUCACACUGAGCAUUUUUCCUGAACAGUAACAACACACUAUUUUAAACUUUGAAAAGAGUUAAUAGUUUAUUAUUUGUAUCCUAAACACAGUCAGCCUCAUGGAAGUGCAGAAGCCAACUCAAAUAUAAUAUAUUCACCACUAAAGUUGAUAUAUUCAUUCUUGUUCAGUUUUUAAUUUUUCAGUUUUGUUUAGGAAAGAUUCCAAUGUGUUUCUUGCGGUCCCACUACAACAAACAAACAAAAAUACAAACUUUUAAGGAAAUUGGUUAUUUACCAUUUUUCAUGUUGGGAAGAAUUUUUGUUAUUAAUGUUAUAAUGCAUUUCUUUUGUUAUAUCAAAGUCUAAAAUGUUGAACUCUUCUCACAGAUUUUACUAAAUGUUUUUGAAAUGUUCAUUCAGAUUUUACAAGAACUUGAAUAUGAUGCUAGUGUAGACUGGUGGGCUUUAGGAGUGCUAAUGUAUGAAAUGAUGGCUGGACAGCCUCCAUUUGAGGCAGACAAUGAAGAUGAUCUAUUUGAAUCUAUUCUCCAUGACGAUGUUCUAUAUCCUGUCUGGCUCAGCAAGGAGGCAGUAUCUAUACUCAAAGGGGUAAACGACUAAAUGAUGUAUUUUUAAUGCUUGCAUUUAAUUGGAUAGUGUUGGAUGACUCGAAUGAAUUUUUUUUUUAAGUUGAAUGGAUUUUCAACAUUAUUUUUGCACCUAUAUCUUGAUUCAGUGCUUGACAUUGACCUCUAAGUAAUGUAACAAGUGAUAUCAUUUAUGUUGUCAAAUGUAUUCUUUGUUGACCCUUUGUAAAGAAACUUAUGAUUUCUCUGUGACCAGUUCAUGACCAAGAAUCCUGCCAAGCGACUCGGCUGUGUUACUUCACAAGGAUGUGAAAAAGCCAUCCUUGUUCAUCCAUUUUUCCAUGAAAAAAUUGAUUGGGAAGCAUUAGAACAACGUAAAGUUAAGCCCCCUUUCAAGCCAAAAAUUGUAAGUAAAACUAUUUCUUAUAUGUUAAGUCAUCUUUUCUGGUGUAAGUAAAGCUAUUUGUUAUAUGUGAGGUUAUCUGUCUGGUGUAAGUAAAGCUAGUUCUUAUAUGUUAGGUCACCUGUUCUAGCCCUUGGUUACUGCACCAGAACAAUGUUAAGUCAUAUUUGUUCUGGCUCUUGGUUACCGUACCAGAACAAUAUUAAGUCCCCUGUUCUAGCUCUCGGUUACUGUACCAGAACAAUGUUGUCACCUUUUCUAGCUCUUGGUUACUGUACCAGAACAAUGUUAAGUCACCUGUUCUAGCUCUUGGUUACUGUACCAGAACAAUGUUAAGUCACCUGCUCUAGCUCUUGGUUACUGUACCAGAACAAUGUUAAAAGUCACCUGUUCUAGCUCUUGGUUACUGUACCAGAACAAUGUUAAGUUCUAGCUCUUGGUUACUGUACCAGAACAAUGUUAAGUCACCUGCUCUAGCUCUUGGUUACUGUACCAGAACAAUGUUAAAAGUCACCUGUUCUAGCUCUUGGUUACUGUACCAGAACAAUGUUAAGUCACCUGCUCUAGCUCUUGGUUACUGUACCAGAACAAGGAGGGUCAAGAGUUUAAGGGGAGGUGUGGGUGAGAAAUGGGCAAAAAUGUCAAAUUUUGGGUGAAAAAAUAUUAUGUAUUUGGUUUCAUUAACCAUUUCUUAAUUAAAUUUUUAUAAUUGUUUUUACAAAAUAAGUUAGAAAAUAUAAUUAAUAAAAAAUUUCCAGACCAUACCAAGCAGAAAAUUGUCAAAAUUGACCCACUGUGUUGUGCUUUUAGCCCUUUUGUAUGCUUAUUUGGAAUCGCCCAAUCCCAAUGUAUUUGGUAUGGUGCGAAGAUGGUGAUUUCCGGUUUCAGAAAAAUAUAGCUUUUCAUCAUAAAGAAAAUUACGAAAGCAACCAAACUUUUCAAUCGCCGGUCAUUUCUAGAAAAAUUUGGUAUUUUCCUGUUUUACUUUGUGUAUCACGUGAUCUGGCCCUAACCUUUAAAUAAAAUUUUGAUUGGUUCCUGAGAUGGAAAUCUGUUUUUAAUAACUACUUCCAUUGUAAACACAACGGUUUCUAACUUUCGUUAGGCCUAGCUAUUUGGAUAUAUUAGAUGUAAUUUGUCACAUAUAAAAACAUUUGAGGCGGUAAAAAAACUAAUCAUUAAAAAUUAAAUAAAUAACAAAAUGGGUUUGCUUUGAUUAAUUGCAUUGAGCAACACGAUUAAUUCUACUUCUCGUUCAUCGGAGAAGACUAAGACUGAGUACAAUAAAACUAAAGUCACUUCAACCACCGAUACGCUAUUUCACUAGCAGGAAGAAGAUAGAAAAAUACCAUGCCAAUAAUAAUGGUAAGUCUUACUUUAAAAAUAAAAUAUUUGUCACUUAUAUUAAAAAUUUAAUGUACUGUAUCAAUUAUUGAAUGAAGGUUUAAAUUAUUAUUCUACUUCUACUGGUCCUUACUAAUAAUAGUACUCAUUGUAAUUGUAAUUUAGUGUUAAUGACAGUACUAAAAAAAUAAUACCCAAUAGACGACAAUAUAGUAAUUGUGACAUUUGACUUACAUUAUCCUUUAUUUAUAGCUUUUAAAAUGAUAUUAUUUUUAAUUCCUUAUUUUUUUAAUAGUGGCACACAUUGUCAUUAGUGUUAUUUUAUUCUUAAGUAAAGUAAAAUAAGAGCCCUAACAAAUUUAGCUUGAAAUACUUGUCAACAAUGUCUAUCAUGCCAUUGAUGAGUUAGACCUAUAAUUUAUUAAUGUCCUUAGGAGUUAUAGCUUUUUUUGUUGGAUGGGAAACAUUUAUUAAAAAUAUCUAACUAAAAGUUUAUUGUUUUCAGGAAUGAUUGAGGAGACGCGCAAUGAGUUUGCGGAGCACAACAGAACAUAAAAUGCAUUAUAUUUCUUGUUGAUAAACUACUGAUCUGUUGUGCCUUAGUCCAUUUAGCCCAAAUGACAAUUUGUACAUGAGUUAAAUAUGGGUUGCCCUAAGUGUGUCUGCGAAAUGUUAGAUUCUUUGACGCAGCAUACGUUUGAUGUAUCAAAAUAAAAGUAACCUCAGGCAGAUAAAGCAAGAGAAGACUAAGACAGAUUACAUCACAAGGCUUAUUAUAUGUUAUUCAAGGGCAAAAAGAAUAAGACUGCAGUUGAAAAGAACAUAUCAAUAAUUUCCUUUCGUCAACAUUUGCAACACGAAUAGUGUUUAAAUUUGAUACCGUAUUUAAUUCGAUUUUACAGAGGAGUGAUCGCACAUCAGUUUUCUGGCUUACAAACACAAAAAAGAUGUUUAAUAUGCUUUUAGGAAAAAUACAUGUUGCAGUUCAAGUAAUUCAAAAGUUGAGAGAUAGAAAGCAGAAAAAUUACAACUCGUCGAACUUACAUUUUUUCUACAAGACCAAGAGUUGCAUUUUCUGCAUGCAUAGACAAUGCCAAAUAGCUCUUUGGAAUUGCAUUUUCACACAGCUUAAAUUGAUGGUUCUGCACAUAUUUAUAAUGCUGCAAUUCUCCAAAAUAAGCAAAUUAUUAUUUUUUUGGCUAUAAAAGAUAAAAAUACAUAAAUCACAGCGAAAAGUUGAGUGGCCAGGAAAAAAGACAAAAGGACCUGUUAAAGGAUAAUGUCCAAAUUAGGCUAAUAAAAUGUUUUCAGUCCAAUCUGAAUAUAAAUUUCUUGUUUUUCAUUGAUAUUUUGUUUUUGUUGUUUUUCUUCAUUAUUUCAGUUUACUCGUUUUCAAUAUUUUUAGUCACCAAUAUCCCUAUAACUGUUUUAGUUAUCCAAACCUCACCAAAUUUUCACAGUAUGUUCAGUGACCAAUAAGAAACAUUUGAUAAACUUAGAAUUAAGAUAACUCUCUUAGAAAAGAAAAUAUGUAAAAAAGAAUUCACCCACACCCCUGUUUUUUUUUUUUGAAAGGGGGGGUUUGAUUUUGCUUUAGAACUAGUUAUUAGAUGAAAAAGUCCUGUUGUACAAAGUUUUAUUCUUGGUGAAAUAAUCUAUGGUUAAAAUCUGAUGGCAAUAACUUAAGAUUUGUAAAAAAAUUAAAUUGCUGAGGUUUUUUUUGGUGUUAAAAAGGCAACCAAUGGAUUUAUUUUUAAAAACCUGUUUUGUACCUCCAUUACAAUACCAAAUAAGGUGUAGGAAAAAAAUAUUCUCAUAUGAAGUCAAACAAAAAUUUUAGAUUUUUCACCCACACCUCCCCUUAACAAGUUUUGUGGGGUUUAUGCCAUCAAGGAUAUCCAUCUAUUUUGCCCUGUGAUAAGCUUAUUUCAUUACCCCUUAAAAAUACUUAAAAUAUUGUUUUAGACCAGUUGCUGCCAUAACAUAAAGGUGGGUGUCUGCUGGACUAAUAUUAACUCUACAGUUAUUGGUGUGAAAAACCAGAGGCAGAUAUGUUAAAUAGAUUAAGACAGACCUGUUUACUCUUAUGAUUUUGGUGAUGUCCUUUACAAUUGUAUGCCGAGACCUGUCAGAAUUAGGAUUUUUAAGAGAAAAAAGGGGGGGGGGGGGGGGGGUCAAAAAAGCUCAUUGUCCAUACGCAUGGGAGAGUCCUGAAAAAAUACAGGGGGUGAGGGUUUAGAAAUGUUCACUUUUUUUGCACAUGUUCUAUAAAGAUGGCUCCUCCCAGCAUUUGUUUGCUUCAGUGCUGUAUGACGUAAUUUUGGGACAUAAUUUUUUUCAUAUGUUUGAACCGCGGCGAGUGCGGAAUCAGAGAAAACUAGACAACUUCCCCACAGCAACAUUAGAUUUUGACAUAUUUUAUAGAAUCUGAGGGGGGUCAUUGAAAUCUAAUUUUAGAAUAACCAAAACAGCUGUAGAAUUUCCCCUUCCUUUCACACAUGUACAGUGUACAGUUUUCGGUAGUUAUCAGACUGUAAUAUGUUAACGAGACACACGACUUUGCCUAAAAAAAUCUUAAUUUACUUUUUUUUUUUUUAAUGACGCCCUAAUUUGUUAGUUAAUUCUUACUUCAGUAAAUUUUAUUUGAUGCUUAUCUGAUUUAGAGUUUGAACCACAUUAAAUUUCACCAGUAAUUUUAUUUUUACUAGUCACAGACUAGUUCUGCCAGUUCAUCUAAAUAUUAAUUGAUAUCUAUAGCAGAUAGAUGCCUUCAAAACAAAGUGACACCAGAUCGCAAUAUAACCGUCAGUCAUCUACUUUUAGAAGUUACCUUUUUCUUAUGCCAGCUUAACUCGAUCCCGCCAGACACGCGAUGCGAGUAUUUAUUGUUUACAUUAUAUACACUGUAUGUUUAUCUACUAUUAAGAUCCCGGUAGUGUAUUGUACGAUAUUAAGAGUUUGAGGGUAAACAGGUCUGUUAAAAUGAAUUAAUAUUAGACAACAGGAUGCUGAAAAAUGACCCUUCGUGUCGUCUUUCCACAGAAAAACAAAACUGAUGCCAACAACUUUGAUCGUGACUUCACUUCGGAAGAUCCUGUUCUGACGCCGGUGGACCCGGCGGUCAUCAAAACUAUCAAUCAAGACGAGUUCCGGGGUUUCUCUUUCACCAACCCAGAUUAUGGCAAGCUGGAGAUGGAGGCCGGUGGUCAGGGCCACUGACCAAGCUUGACCGGCUGUCACAGCCAUGCUCAGAUGUAUGGACCAUGACUCGCCUGUGGCUGUGUCUAUUUCUUUUCUCUCAUUUCCUGGAUGGAGUUUUCUGUGUUAACUGUGAAUUCACAAUUUGGUAUGAUUCAGUGACUAAUAGUCUCCCUUGAAAUGACAACUUUUAAAAAAACAUUUUUUUUUAAUUGGCUGGUUUUUUUUUUUUUUAACAAACAAAACACUCACUUUUUGGAUUUGUAUGUUGAAUAUUGACAAUUCUUAGGUCCAUACUUGAUAUAGUUUUGUUGCAUUUAAUGGUUCAUCAUUGACUGUUCCUGCACUAUGUGUCAUCUGUUGUUUGUUUCUUUCAAGUCAUUCACUCUUCAAAGUAGACUUAGAAGGAGCAAAUUAUUUUCCCUUCACCAACAACAAAAAGUGAUAUUCAAUUUUUUUUCUAAAGUUCACCAGGUCCAGGCGUACACAUUUAAUGUAUGCCCCGCAGCUCACGUGACUGGAACGGUUUAGCAUGCAAGUAAUUUGAUGGACUGGAUUGCGUUUUGUGUUUUAGUUUUGUAUUUCUUUUACUCCCCACUCAUCUAACUGAUGGCACUGUGUUAAUUAUUUAUUGUUGAUAAUUAUAACUAUUUUUUUUGUUUCGUACUUCCAAAAAAAAAAUUAAAACUCCUAAGCACUGUGUGUAGGGCUAAACCUUUCCCUAGUAGAUGAAUGUGUUUAUUUUGUCCAAACAACAAACUGCCACACCAUUGAUUUCUUUAAGAUGUAGUUCUGCUCAAGUUGACUGUUGUCUUUACAUGCGAUUUCAAAGUUAUGAAGGCUCAUUUGAAAAUGAGCUCUUAUAAGUCUAUCAAUUUUAUACACAUUUUCUUUUAAUUGCUGUAAAAGAUAGUGUUUUUUAAUUAUGGUUUUGUCAUUUAGUAAUGGUGUUUUUGUUUACCGGAGGAAUGAAUCUCAAGACAAUCUAUCUGGAGUUGGGGAAAAUUUGAAUCAUCUGGAAUUUAGAGGGAGA
This is a messenger RNA of Lymnaea stagnalis (great pond snail), 24814 nucleotides long. The record is from the annotation of a GenBank genome assembly. Lineage: Eukaryota; Metazoa; Mollusca; Gastropoda; Lymnaeidae.